This is a messenger RNA of Serendipita indica DSM 11827, 339 nucleotides long. Lineage: Eukaryota; Fungi; Basidiomycota; Agaricomycetes; Sebacinales; Serendipitaceae. The record is from the annotation of a GenBank genome assembly.
AUGUCUUCAAAAUCAGUCUUGACAAAUGCCAUUGACCCAAGACUUAUUCAAUCCAUCUUUGGUGGUCGCCCAACCCUCGCGCGCUUUAUCAGUGUAUCAGAAGCCAUUUAUGCUACGCGCGCAUCCAAUUAUGCCUUGUUAACGCUCCUUGUAUGGGAUAUGAUCAUUACAUUCCCUCGUGAGAUCGAGGUAGUGUGGAAAUCCAAAUGGACAGUCGUCAAAGUACUCUUUCUCCUUAAUCGAUACGUCACACCUUGGUUCAUGGCUGCGCAUAUUUGGGCACUUAGUGGACGCGCUGUUGGUCUCUCUGAUAAAAGGUCUGACGAAUCCGAGAAAUAA